AAUACGUGGUGUGUGUAUAGCGUUGUUGUGGUGUUCACUACACUGUAUGAGUACCCAUGCAUUCUCUAUGAGUGCCAGUACAGAGUGUAUGCAAUUCGGUCGCCAUUUCAUACAGUGAGUGCAAAAGAGGUGUCACUCGAGUGUAGCACACAUUGAGACCACAGACAGACAUCGGAUCCAAUUGAUCGCUAUCUCAUAGUCUCUUAAUUAGUCACUUUUAGUAACCCAUUUCACUCAACCCAUUGUCUUAACCACUGAUUUAGCCAUCGUUUUAGCCACAGACACCCAGUGUUGCGGUCCAGUCAUCGAUACGACUGUUUUGCUAUCAAUUCACAAGACAUUUGUUAUCAUAUUAUCAAUAAAUUGAGUCAAAUAUGUCGGCGAAUAGAAGUGGAGUCCAAAGGCCUAACGGUGCCACUCAGGGAAAGAUAUGUCAGUUUAAACUCGUAUUAUUAGGCGAAUCGGCGGUCGGGAAGUCCAGUCUAGUGUUGCGUUUUGUGAAGGGACAGUUCCAUGAGUACCAGGAAAGCACCAUUGGAGCCGCAUUCCUGACCCAAACGGUAUGUUUAGACGACACGACCGUUAAAUUUGAGAUCUGGGACACCGCCGGACAAGAGAGGUAUCACAGCUUAGCGCCCAUGUAUUACAGGGGAGCGCAGGCGGCUAUCGUCGUAUAUGAUAUCACUAACCAGGUAUUGAUGCGUGAAUUGCGGUACCGUUUGUCUGUCAACACUAACUCC
This is a messenger RNA of Oppiella nova, 740 nucleotides long. The record is from the annotation of a GenBank genome assembly. NCBI's taxonomy places the organism in Eukaryota, Metazoa, Arthropoda, Arachnida, Sarcoptiformes, Oppiidae.